Molecule: messenger RNA, 462 nt
Organism: Funneliformis geosporum
Lineage: Eukaryota; Fungi; Glomeromycota; Glomeromycetes; Glomerales; Glomeraceae
Source: the annotation of a GenBank genome assembly
AAAAAGAAAGCUUUGAGUGCUAAUACUUUAACCAAGAUAUUAAAGGAAAUAGAAUAUCAAGAGAUACCACAAUAUAUCCUUCUUCGGGCAGCCCAAAGAGGAAAAACAUUUCAUAAAACUAUUCAAGAAUUUGUGCAAAGUGGUAGUUAUCCCCCUUUCGUUGAUUUGACUUCGGAAACUAUUUCAAGUAAUUUAGAAAAGAGGAUUCAUGAAACCAUCAAUUUUCUGAAAAAAAAAACCUCUUUAGAACUUAACCGUUUUCUUGGUAGUGAAAAAUUGCACUAUGUUUUUUAUAAAGGUGAAUUAUUGGCUACUUAUCUCGACUUAGAAUUUCAGGAUCACAUUAUUGAACUGAAAACGAAUAGUGUUAAAAGUAAUGAUAAUCCCCUUGCCCUUUUAGUUUUCGAAAUUCAACUGCUUAUUCAAUAUUUAUGUACCGGAAAGAAUGUUUAUCUUUUGUGA